Molecule: messenger RNA, 366 nt
Organism: Brassica rapa (field mustard)
Lineage: Eukaryota; Viridiplantae; Streptophyta; Magnoliopsida; Brassicales; Brassicaceae
Product: transcription factor JUNGBRUNNEN 1-like
Biological process (GO): regulation of DNA-templated transcription
Molecular function (GO): DNA binding
Source: RefSeq, a predicted model, not a curated record
AUGAUGGGAUCAUGUGACAAAAGAAGGGGAGAACAAGAAGAAGAGGAGGAACAAAAGUUAAAGCUUCCAGGGUUUAGGUUUCAUCCUACCGAUGAGGAGCUUGUAGGGUUUUAUCUCUCUAAGAAAGUACUUCUCAAGAAACCCAGCAAGAUCGAUGAGAUCAUCAGCCAUAUUGAUAUCUAUAAAUUUGACCCAUGGGAUCUUCCUCGGUUAAGGAACACAGAGAAGGAGAGUUACUUCUUCUGCAAGAGAGGAAGGAAGUACAGAAACAGCAUAAGACCUAACCGAGUGACUGGUGUUGGGGAUGGAUUUAAACCAUCCACAAAGCCCAUCGAACAAAAGGCCCAAUCCAGCAAACCGAGUUGA